ACAAUACCUAACUGUCCGUGCAAGUCUUACCGUAGAUGAUAACGAUCUCACGGCGUAAGCGAGGGGAAUCGAAUGAUUCACGCGCCACGCGUUCCUUUCCCACUGGAAGAAUCAAAGUCCCGCAAACUCGCACACUGAUAUAGAAGAAGCAGAAGAAAAGCAAAGAAAUGCGACAAAACAGAUAGCUAUUCCCAUUCUCAUCCCCGUGCUGUGUCCCAUAUUCGAGAGAGAAUGUCGAGAAACGACGACGUAGAGGGAGAGAACGUGGCCCCAACGACGAGCAGCACCACCAGAGUGAGAAAUAGACCAGACCCCUUCUUGGUAGCGUGUAGGUGCUUCAGCUUCGUCACCUCUUUGGCUGCCAUUCUUUGCAUCGCCGUUAACGUCCUCUCUGCCGUCCGUUCCUUCAAACACGCCUCAGACAUUUUCGAUGGUAUAUUUCGGUGUUACGCGGUUCUAAUUGCGGCUUUUGUGGUCCUCAUUGAGACUGAAUGGAGUUUCAUCCUCAAGUUCUCGCAGAUUUUGGAGUAUUGGGCUGCCAGGGGUAUGCUGCAGAUCUUUGUUGCAGUCAUGACGAGGGCUUUUCCUGAAUAUAUUGGGGACCGAAAGGACCUUUUUCUUCUUCAGAGCAUAGCGAGUUAUAUACUGCUUGCCUGUGGCGUAGUUUAUGUUGUUUCAGGUAUCCUAUGCAUUGGUUUUCUUAAGCGUGCCCGCCAAAAGCAGGAGAUUACAAGAGAACAAGCAACUAAGGAUCUGGAGGAGUUGGAACGGCGCAAAGAGGAACUUGAACAACUGCUCCUUGCAGAAAGAGUUUAAAACACUUGAAAGUAGUGCUUGCAUAUUGGAGAUAAGUCCACAACAAACCUAUGAAUCUCUGUAUAUGUUAGUAUUGCUUGCAGAUUUGCUUGUUCAUUCUUUUGUAACUAUUGAAUUAUGUUCUUAGAUGUAGGCCAUUAAAGAUAGGCCAUUGGCCUAUUCUUUGUAAAUAUAUAAAGUAAAUUUAAAACUGUCUCAACUUUUCUAGAGUUUUGAAUAGAUAUAUAAUAAACUCAUUACUUUUGGGGAGCAGCUAUGUUGUGAUUGAUUGAGGUAUUUUUAACAUUUAUCAUAUUCAUUAACUAAUGUUAUAGCUAGGGAUCACUAUCAGAAUUUGCGAUUUAGGAUUUAGUUUUGAACUUUGUCUCAUCCAGUUUUUAUUUUUGUUUUUUAAGUGACCUGCGGUUUCCAUUCCCUCGACAAGUAAGAAAGUAAUCUCUUAGCACUAAAGCGAAGAUUCUUCCCAAUAAAUUUUUUUUUUCUAAAUAUGAUAUCGAAAUUGUACCAAGAGGGGAAAUCUCGUAAAAUAAUAUCUUAAAUUCAAUUCUAGAACAAAUGAUCUUGCUUUUUUUUGUGUGUGUAAAAAAAAGAAAAUUUAUCUUUAGCCAUUAUAGAAGUGAAGGAAAAAGUGAAAUGGGUAAAUAGGAGAAAGUAAAAGUGUUGUUCUACUUUCAGGAAAAUCUUGUAAAUGCCAUAUAGAUAAGCAUCGAUGGAUUAAGGAAACAUCUCUAUUUGUGCAGUUCACAAUAAACCAAACUACGGGAACUGGAUUACUGAAAGCCAUAUUUCGACUCCGGAUGUUUUCGGGAUGCCCCUAAUAAUCAACGAAUGACAAGUGUUUUUCCUUGUGUGGAUCCUAUUUUAAUGGAAACUUGAUGAGUCGAUCCGCCUACGCAUCUUGCUUUUACUGCUAUAUCGAUAGUUACUCCACAUAUUGCUUGACCUAAAACAGAUAGUGAAUUUGUUUCUGUCUUUUGUUGAAUCUUUUUCAUAGCUCGAUAAAUAAUUUGAUAAGCCAAUAAUUUUUU
Abrus precatorius (Indian licorice) is the source of this 1844-nucleotide messenger RNA. RefSeq lists its product as uncharacterized. NCBI's taxonomy places the organism in Eukaryota, Viridiplantae, Streptophyta, Magnoliopsida, Fabales, Fabaceae. The record is from RefSeq and is a predicted model, not a curated record. The transcript has 6 exons. The coding region runs from base 232 to 816 and encodes 194 amino acids.